AAAGGCAAACCAGAACAUCCUGUUUACAGAAGAAGAAGUUGGCCUCUAAGCCAAACUUGUUAUAGUGGGGGCGUAACACCGGAGAGUGCGUCCCACGACAAGAUGCUGGGGGAAGCAUGGUGGAAACAACUACGAGGAAGUCAACAGUUGUGCUUCUGUGUUGCCAGGACGCCUACAGCCCGGGUAUAAAGGCUGCCCAGCGAAGGAGCCUCCAGACAUCACCGCCCUCCUCUCUGACUCCACUCCAAUCCCACACCACCAUGUGCCACACCAGCUGCUCCACGGGCUGCCAGGCUUUCUGCAGCACCCCCAGCUCCUCCUGCUAUGUGCCCAUGAGCUACCAGCCUGCCGUGUCCGUGCCCGUGAACUGCCAGUCUGCCGUGUCCGUGCCUGUGAGCUGCCAGCCUGCUGUGUCCGUGCCCGUGAACUGCCAGUCUGCCAUGUCCAUAAGCUGCCAGCCUGCUGUGUCCGUGCCUGUGCCCGUGAGCUGCCAGCCUGCCGUGUCCAUAAGCUGCCAGCCUGCUGUGUCCGUGCCUGUGAGCUGCCAGCCUGCCGUGUCUGUGCCCGUGAGCUGCCAGUCUGCCAUGUCCAUAAGCUGCCAGCCUGCUGUGUCCGUGCCUGUGAGCUGCCAGCCUGCCGUGUCUGUGCCCGUGAGCUGCCAGUCUGCCAUGUCCAUAAGCUGCCAGCCUGCUGUGUCCGUGCCUGUGAGCUGCCAGCCCUCUGUGUCCGUGCCCGUGAGCAGCAAGCCUGCCAUGUAUGUUGUCCCCUCCUCCCAGUCCUCUGUGUUGUGCGCCCGUGAGCUACAAGCCCCUCGUGUUCGUGGCCCUCUCCAGCCAGUCGUCCGGGGGCUGCCAGCCCACCCGCCCCACCCUGCUCUGCAGACCCACCCCCUGUAGCACCCCGUGCUGCCUCUGACCACGAGCCUCCCACCCAGCUGCUCCCAGGGCACAGGGGGCCACCCCUGCACCCCUCUAGAACAAGUCUUCAGUGGCCUCCAGGUUCUGCACGGGGCAGGCGAAGAGCAUGCCCAGCGGACCCUCUGAAGCCUGUGGCAAGGAUGUAGCAGGAUGAUGGGGAUCCCUCUGUGACCCUGCGUGUCCCCUCUGGGAGGCCCUGGUUCCCAGGUCGUCUUCAGCAGGGAACCAACCCUGUGUGAGCCAAAUAAAUCAUGCUUUCCUGAUACAGCUUGUCCCUCUGUUUUAUCGUCCUGGGUUUUGAAGUUCUUUUCUCGAAGACAUAUACAGCCAUAAGCAGAGCAGCCCCUCCUCAAAGAACCCUCUCUCCAACAGCUCAGCGGGAGGUGGGGAGGGGGUCCUGGGAGGGUGUAGGGGGAAGAUGUCUUGCCCACAUCCACCACCUGAGACUCACCUUGUAUAUGGGGAAGGGCAGAGGAAUGACUACCCCCACUGAAUAGGGAACAGGAAUCGGACUGUUACAGCUGGGGGAGGGGCAGGGAAAGCUCACACAACCCACCCCAACUACAAAGUGGAGUCUGGACAUGGCAGGGAGGAGCAGCAGGAUGUGAGAAAGCCUUGCCCUGCAAGACCCAGGCACAUAGGGCCUGCUCAAGACUGACCCUGGGGCGGGACAGUGGAGCCCUCCUGGCCCCAAGUCAGCUUGGCUGGUACACCUGCAGGAGCAGCAGCAGUCACUGGCGGGAGGCAGGCACGUGUAGAGGUCCCCUCCAUGGGUCAGGCACAUAGGGCAGCUGAAAACUUAGGGCAGAACAAGAAUGCUGUGCCUCCAGCCCUUGCCCUAAGCACGUGGCACUGGAAGCCCACCACAAAGGAAUGACCCUGAAGGUCACCACAAUAACAACAAAACCCAAACCAAGGAAAACAGCUGAGCAGUCUGAUCCAAACUUCCCCCACCACACGGAUGACCUGACAGAAGAGACUCACCCGUUUCCCAGAGGAAACGAUGUUUAUGUCCAUUUCAAUU
Messenger RNA from Ailuropoda melanoleuca (giant panda), 1941 nucleotides. RefSeq names its product keratin-associated protein 12-2. Lineage: Eukaryota; Metazoa; Chordata; Mammalia; Carnivora; Ursidae. The record is from RefSeq and is a predicted model, not a curated record. The transcript has a single exon. The coding region runs from base 117 to 896 and encodes 259 amino acids.